GAUACCGGGAUACUUUGGUUCACUGUUACGCCUUCUAAGUCAGUCUGUCAGUCUGAUAUGACCUUAGGCUUCGCCUCGUGAUACACCCAUCCACUUCACAUCCUCCCCAUCCAUCGCAUAUUCCCACACGUUACCCUAGUCACUUAGGCCUGUUGGUUGAUAUAUUAUCAAUCGUACAUCCCGACUCUAUCGUUUUCCCCGGAUUUUCUUUUUUAGACUAUUACGUUACUCAGCAUUACCGGCGCCGUUGCUACUUCUUACUUCUAUAUAUUCCAACCCGUGGAAUAUACUUCGACUUCACAUCUUUCUACCUUCACCACAUCGUCUGAGCAACACAUCCACACAAUGUCGUCGACAUCGAGGAUACCUACGAGCGAGCUUAACGCCGCCGCUCUUGAGCACUUCGUCUAUAAGCCAGUUAGCCCGGCUAUGAUCCAAUAUCUGGCACAAGCAGCGAGAGAUGUCAUCCAGUGCGAUCCAAACAUGAUGCCUCCACCGGCACACAAGUCGCAAUAUCCCUCGCCACCAAGGACACCUUCUCCCAAAGCUGUUCAAAUUGACGACAGCGGUCUACCAACUUUGGAGGAGUUCAUCACGCAACUAGUCCGAUCUUCUAACGUGCAGGUACCCACUCUCAUGUCCACAUUAGUCUACCUCACCCGGUUGCGAUCACGCCUGCAACCCAUGGCCAAGGGCUUACGAUGCACAACGCACCGUAUCUUCCUCGCCACGCUCAUCCUGGCGGCCAAGUACCUAAAUGAUAGCUCGCCUAAGAACAAGCACUGGGCGACAUACAGCCACAUGAACACCGACGGAUACAGCUUUGGCUUCAGCCGGACGGAAGUUAACCUGAUGGAGAAGCAGCUACUCUUCCUACUCGAGUGGGAGCUUCGCAUCUCCGAGGAAGACCUAUACCGUGAGCUGGAUCCCUUCCUGGCACCGAUCCGCGACCACAUUGAGGCAUCUCACGCGCGCCGCAUGCAGCGCAAGGAAGACCAGCGCAAGAUGCGCGAGGCCCAAGCCUGGGCUGCCGCAGCCUCCGCGCAGUUCCCGACGCCUCCCAGCUCGCGUGGCAGCUCAAGAGCGCGCACACCGCCCGAGCAGACCAUCCGCAUGGUUCACGACGACAACAUGUCGCCGCCGCAGCUCGUCUACUCCUCCGGAAGCAGCAGCAGCGGGAGUUCUUACGCCUCCUCAGUCUCCUCGCGUCAGCAUUCCCGCUCGUCUACGCCACUCUCCGACCCCGACGACAACAGCUACUUGUACGACGGCUCUCUGUACGCGUCUCCUGUCGAAGUCGUCCUCGACAUGCCGACUGCGGCGGGCAGGGGCUACGUCGCUCACAGCAAGCCUACGAAGCAGCUGCUCCCCUACGAGAUUAGCGCGGACGACCUCCGCGCCAUGCAAGACGGCAGCGCGAAGGCGAAGCGCGCAAGGACCGGGCGGGGGAUGUGGGGGCGCAUGUUUGGUGGGGGGAUCGCUGUGCGGUAAAUUUACACACAGUUUAUUAUUUCUGUUAUUUUCCCUUUGUAGUAAAGGUUUGGUUUGGUUUGCAUUAUAGCCAGGAGUUUUAGGUUUUUGGGUUGGGGGUUACAUUGGGGCGUAUCACACAUGCUACGAAGCGAGAAAAAAGGGGGUUGUGACUAUUCCGUUGCUUCUUUCUCCUCCUUUUUUGGUUCGAUUCUGAA
Annulohypoxylon maeteangense is the source of this 1688-nucleotide messenger RNA. Its product is annotated as cyclin. Gene Ontology annotation, cellular component: nucleus; cyclin-dependent protein kinase holoenzyme complex. Lineage: Eukaryota; Fungi; Ascomycota; Sordariomycetes; Xylariales; Hypoxylaceae. Bases 346 to 1491 code for a protein of 381 amino acids. The record is from RefSeq and is a predicted model, not a curated record. Gene Ontology annotation, molecular function: protein kinase binding; cyclin-dependent protein serine/threonine kinase regulator activity. Gene Ontology annotation, biological process: regulation of cyclin-dependent protein serine/threonine kinase activity. The transcript has a single exon.